Messenger RNA from Cornus florida, 8048 nucleotides. Its product is annotated as nucleolar complex-associated protein 3-like. Lineage: Eukaryota; Viridiplantae; Streptophyta; Magnoliopsida; Cornales; Cornaceae. Gene Ontology annotation, cellular component: nucleolus. Gene Ontology annotation, molecular function: chromatin binding. The record is from RefSeq and is a predicted model, not a curated record. Gene Ontology annotation, biological process: DNA replication initiation. Bases 1899 to 3164 code for a protein of 421 amino acids. The transcript is spliced from 10 exons.
UAUAUAUAGUUUUACUUUUACGAAAACUGAAACAGUAGUUUUGUUUUUUGAUUUCUAUGUUUAAAAUGGUGAAAAUUUCGGUCAUAUCUCUUAAGGUCUAAAGUCGUUGUCUAUUCUGAUCAUGCUGCAUUUUUGGCUCAUGAGAUUUUACAGUAUGGCAAAUUUAAGGACCAGGUUAGAAUUACAGUCUCUGAUUGGAUAAAUCUUGCAACUUGCACAAGUUAGGGAAACUUGAAGAACCUUAAAAAUGCAUAACUAUUUGGCAUUCCAAAAUAAAUCCGAAGAGUACUACUGGAAAUAAAAAUUGGAACUGAAAACAGAAAAUCACUAAUGCAUUUCUAGGUUGAAACGAAUGUGCACGCAAGCAUAAAAGGGGAUUUUAAGUACGCGGGAAUGGUCCACGGCUGCCAAAAAGACCCGAUUUUAAGUAUGAAUUGACUGUGCAAUAAUUCAUUCCAUUAUCGGGUCGGAUUGACUGCAAUUCGGUCUGAAUAUGUCAAGCCGGUUUUCAAACUCAAUACUGUUUUGAACGGGUCGGGUCAAAUGCCCGACAGGGCGGGAGCUAUUUUCCAUCUGAUGUCAUCAUCCCUAGUCUUGGUAUGAACUCUCGUUAGGGUUCCCUCCGCCAGUGUAUCUUUUAAACGGCCAUUCACAACCAGGUAGUCGUUUCUCUAUUUCUGUUUCUGUCUCUUUCUCUUUCCUCUUCGCAUACGUAUCAUCCAUCACAUAACAUGUGUGUGUAUAUAUAAAUAUAUAGAUUCACAUAUGCACAGAGCCACAGACGCACACAUAGAGUAUACAGGUUUGCUUCUGAUUAGCCUUUUGUUGGUUUGAACUUUGAAACAUUAAAUUUCUAAUUAUCCAGUUAAUUUCAUUGUUGUAGAAACCUCUAGGGCUUCAUUGAAUCCAUUGAUAUAUAUAUACACACGACCUUAUGUAAAUGGGCAAGAAGAAUAAGAUUGUACUACCUCCUGAGCUCCCCCCCAGAUAUUUCUGAGGACGAAAUUGAAGUCUCCGAUGAGGACUUGCAGUUUGUCAACAAGAAUCGUGACUAUGCUGGCUUCGUCUCCAAAUUGGUUACCCAAUCCAUUACCAAGUGUGUUUACAUACAUCUUCCAAACUAAAGUUAUUCCAUAUUAUAUAUAGUUUUACUUUUACGAAAACUGAAAUAGUAGUUUUGUUUUUUGGUUUCUAUGUUUAAAAUGGUGAAAAUUUCGGUCAUAUCUCUUAAGGUCUAAAGUCGUUGUCUAUUCUGAUCAUGCUGCAUUUUUAGGGCAUGAGAUUUUACAGUAUGGCAAAUUUAAGGACCAGGUUAGAAUUACAGCCUCUGAUUGGAUAAAUCUCGCAACUUGCACAAGUUAGUGAAACUUGAAGAACCUUAAAAAUGCAUAACUAUUUGGCAUUCCAAAAUAAAUCCAAAGAGUACUAUUGGAAAUAAAAAUUGGAAUUGAAAACAGAAAAUCACUAAUGCAUUUCUAGGUUGAAACGAAUGUGCACACAAGCAUAAAAGGUGAUUUUAAGUACGCGGGAAUGGUCCGCGGCUCCCGAAAAGACCCGAUUUUAAGUAUGAAUUGACUGUGCAAGAAUUCAUUCCAUUAUCGGGUCGGAUUGACUGCAAUUCGGUCCGAAUAUGUCAAGCCGGUUUUCAAACUCAAUACUGUUUUGAACGGGUCGGGUCAAAUGCCCGACAGGGCGGGAGCUAUUUUCCAUCUGAUGUCAUCAUCCCUAGUCUUGCUAUGAACUCUCGUUAGGGUUCCCUCCGCCAGUGUAUCUUUUAAACCGCCAUUCACAACCAGAUUCACAUAUGCACAGAGCCACGGACGCACACAUAAAGUAUACAGAAACCUCUAGGGCUUCAUUGAAUCCAUUGAUAUAUAUAUACACACGACCUUAUGUAAAUGGGCAAGAAGAAUAAGAUUGUACUACCUCUUGAGCUCCCCCCAGAUAUUUUUGAGGACGAAAUUGAAGUCUCCGGUGAGGACUUGCAGUUUGUCAACGAGAAUCGUGACUAUGUUGGCUUCGUCUCCAAAUUGGAUACGCAAUCCAUUACCAAGCAUGUUAAACGUGUUGCUGAUGUAAAAGAAGAUGCUUUGGAGUCUUUAUAUGAGAAGCGGUCGAGAAAGAAGUCGGUAGAGAAAGAAAGGGAGGACAAAGGGCUUGAAGUUGAUCCUGUGGAUGCCCUUCCUGUGAAGACUUUAGAUGGAAAACUUUACUACAGGACGGUAUCAAAAACAUCUAAAAUUGCACCAAGUGAGAGUGAAAAUGAAGCCGAUGGUGAUCAUGGAAAUAAAAGUGUUGUGAAGUUGACAAAAGCAGAAAAGCGGGCGAAGCUUAAGAAAAUGAGGAAAGAGGCAAAGCAACAAGAGAAGGUGGUUAUAGAAGAAGAUGAAGUGCAACAACAAACCCCUCAGGCUGAAGUUCAGGCUGAGGUGAAAAAAGAUCUCUCAGCUGAAGAAGCCAACGAAGGAAAAAAGUAUAGACUUGCAGAGUUGGGAACAACUCUGCUUACGGACCCAGAAUCAAAUAUCAAAUCUCUUAGAGAGAUGCUGCAGCUCUCAAAAGACGGAGAUCAUGCUAUAGUUGCACUUGGACUAAAGUCUUUGUUGGCUGUUUUCAGAGACAUCAUUCUUGGCUACAAGAUCAGGCUGCCCACUGAAAAGGAACAGGAAAUGGUUGUUUCAAAGGCUGUCAAGAAAAUGCGGUACUAUGAAUCUACCCUCCUGUCCGCAUAUAAGGCAUACCUCCAGAGGUUGAUAGCCUUAGAACAGCAGGCCUCAUUUCACCGUGUGUCUGUUCGUUGUACGUGCACUUUGCUAGAUGCAGUUCCUCACUUCAACUUCCAUGAGAAUUUAUUAGUUGCUGUUAUCAAGAAUAUAAGCUCCCAAGAUGAUGUUGUAAGAAAACUCUGUUGUGCAACUGUUAAGUCACUUUUUACCAAUGAGGGAAAACAUGGUGGUGAAGCUACCAUAGAGGCUGUUCGAUUGAUUGCAGAUCAUGUGAAAUCUCAUGAUUGCCAAUUGCACCCGGAUUCCCUCGAGGUUACUCACGAAGGAACUUUAAAAAGUGAAGUUGUCCAAAUUCAGUUGCUCUCUCAUAAAUUUGGCAACAUUGUGAUGAAAGAAGAUGAAUCCUUUUUGACUUUUAUUCUAAUCUUCUUGAAAUAAUCUCUGAACUGCGUCACUUGGAAAAAAAGUUAGUGAUAAAAAAAUCUGUGAAAAAAUCUUAAGGUCUUUACCUAAGAGAUUUUAGAUUAGGGUUGAGACCAUCUCUGAACAUUGGGAUUUGACUACCUGUCGAGUUGACGAGAUGGUUGGUUCAUUAAAAACUUUUGAGAUGCAGAAUUUUGAUUUAAAUCAGAAGGAGAAAAAUCUUGCUUUAAAAACUACACAGGUUGAGAAUUCUGUAAAUGAUGACUCUGAUGAUGACAUUGCAUUCUUGUCAAGGCAAUUCAGUCAGAUUUUGCAAAAGCAACAAAAAAGAAGGAAUAACAACAUGGCUGAUCUUAAAAACUUUGACAAAACAUUAAAGUUUAGGUUUAAUGAAAAGAAAGUAGAAGAAUCCAAAGAAACUGAAUUCACAUGCUGCAAUUGUGGUGGCAAAGGCCAUACAUCCACUGUUUGUCCUAGUCCUAAGAAAGAACAAAAGGAUAGGAAUAAAGGGAAAGUAAUGAAAGUUUCUAUGUCUGAAAAUUCUACUUUAAGCGAUAGUGAUUCUCCUCAGGAUGAUACUAAUGAUUUUUCAUGUCUCUUUUCUUGAUAGGGGUCCUCAUGUCGUUCAUUUAUCUGACUCUGACAGUUCAGAUAAUGAAGACAAUGAAGUUCAUGAUGAACAGAUUGAAGAAGCUGAAAAGGACAAGGAAAGGUUGAAGAAGAUGGUCAAAGAAACCAUUGAAGUCAAACAGGCAAUCAAUAAGCUAGUAAAGGAGCUUAUCUAAGCAAAAGGAGAGAAUGAAGAUCUAAAGAAACAGAUUGCUGAAGGCAAACAGAAGGCUAUUGAAAGAGAGUCAGUCAUUAUUGAGCUUGAGAAACAGAUUAUCAUUCUUGAGGAUAAGGUAAGUGUUGUUAACUCAUUAAAGGAAUGUCUUGCUUUGAAAAUGGAUUAUCUUGAAAUUGAGUUGAAAUCUGAAAGAGAUAAACUGAAAGGGUUCAAUAUGAGUCAACACAAUUUGAAUAAGAUGAUCAACAUGGGUAAGGAUGUGAAUGAUAAAACAGGGGAAGGAUUUGUUAAAGGUUCUUCUAGUAAUCAAGGUAAAACAAUAUUUGUUAAAUCUGCUAUUAUGCCUAAACCAUGUUUGCCUGAUGCAUCACAUUCUGCUAUGUCUUAUGUGCCUAAAUUGUUGCAUUGCACUUUUUGUGGAAAAAAUGGACAUAAGUAUAACUCAUGCCUUCAUAGGAAAAAGAAAGAUUUUUCUAAAAUUGAUUCUAAAUCUUCUCAUGAUAAGAACAAGGUGCAUUCUAAAGGGAAAAAAGAAAUUGACAUCCAAGGUUUCUAGAACUGGAAUUUUACUUAAGAAAGAGGUAAAGAGAGAAAAAGAAUUUCAGGAAGUAAGAGUGAGAACUGUGUGGAUCAAAAAGUCUGAUUUGAUCAAUUAUGUGCCUAUUAAGUCAUUGGAACAGGUUUCCAAGGGGACUUCACCCUUAAAUUAAGUCCUACAAAAUUCAGUGAUCAUGGCGUGUGUUUGAAAGAAAAUUUUGUGGCCAUUGGAUCAUUUGUUAGGGUUUGGUUAGGGUGUGUUUUUCUGAUCAUAAUCUUCUUGAUAUGCAUGUAAAAAUUCUUUUGAAGAAUUUAUGAUCUAUCUUUGAAUGCAAAUUGAUACACAUGAUAUUUUGAAUAAAUAUAGAUUCUCUGUCUGUAAUCUAUACAUUAAAAGAUGAUUUGCAUUGUUUAAGGGAUUUUUAGUUUUGAAUCUCUUAAGUUCAUAGACUUUUGUGCACUAGUCCAUCUUUGACAAAUUUAGUUGAAAUUUUUUUAAUCUGUUGACUAGGGUUUAUUGUUUACAAAAGCUAUAGAGGUUAUUGUUUAAAAAAAUAUGAGUUAAAAACAAAAGAAAAAGAUUGAAAAACAAUAUUCAGCUUGAAAAGAAAGAAGAAAAAGUGCUGAAUAAGUUGAAAAGGAAAAUGCUACCUAUUGAGAUUUGAUCGAAAGCUACCAUUAAACUAUGAAUUGAAGCGAAAAGUGGAGAUAAGUUGAGUUGGGGAAUUGCUGACUACUCUUUAGAGUGAAAGCCACAUUAAAAAAAAUUGCUCAAAACAAUUUUAUCUUGAUACUUUUCGAUCAAUAAGGUUUAGACAAUGAUCUAUUGAAAUUCAACUGAAGAUGGAUUAGAUUGGAUUUCACACACACAUAUGAACUUGCUAGAUUAAUUUCUAAAUUUUUCAGUAAAAUUUGCAAGUUUGAUUUCAUGUUGUGAUUAUUUUUUGAGAUUUGAAAAGUCUGUGGAGUCAAAUAUUUGUUCUCUGAGAUAAUUUUAAAAUUCUCUUAAAUGGUUUUGAAUCGUGUGUUGAUUGGAUGGUUUUAAUGAUUGGUGAUUUUAUUUUUUAAUCUUAUUAAAAAAAAAACAAAAAAAAAAAAAAAUUAAAAAUUUUGAAAAAUUCAAAAAUAUUUUGAUUUUUAGGUUUUUAGUUUAUUUUGUUGCAAGUUUUAAUCACUGAUGUGUUAAAAUUUUCUGAAAACAACAUCAUUAUUUCAAGACUGGAGGUCUUGAACCGGUUCAAUGAGGGAUGGACCGGUUCAAGCAUGUCAUUUAGCCACGAUCAAGUGACUGUCCAUCUUGAACCGGUUCAAGAUUGUAGAACCGGUUCAAGUCUUGUGCACUAAAGUGCACUGCCUUUCUUGAACUGGUACAAGAGGGCUGAACCGGUUCAAGAAUACGGGAUUUAGGUUUUAAUACAUGCUUCAGGCCUCAUUUGUUGCAACAUCACUCCAUUUCUCUUGCACUCUCUCCCUCCUUCAUAUAUACACAUACAUAUACAUCAUAUAUAUUACAUCUUUGUCAUCAUUCCAUGCUAUAACAUUGAUCAUUACAUGAUAUUUGGAGAUUGAUAACAAAGAUUGGAGAAGUUGUGUGAAAACUGAAAUUUCAAAAAUGGGUUUAAUGAAGUUUGUGGAGUUUGGGUUUAAAUCUUAGAGGAUUGGUUAAUCUUUUGAAUUGAUUGAAGAGAUUGAAGCUUGAUUGUACUUGGUGAAUAUCACUUUGCAUUUGUUGAUUGAUUUUGGGGUAAAGUGAAGAUCAAAACAAGGUUUACAACAAACACUUUUGGGGUUGCACACCAAGUAUUUGAUAAAAUUCCUGAACGAGUUUCAAAGCUUCAAAGUGAGAAAUUUUCUAAAGAACAUGCCUCCUAAAUUGUCUAGAACUGGCAUUUCUAUUCAAGAACCCCAAAGUGGUUCUCAAGCUCCAAGCAUGGCUCUUAUUCGAUAUCCUUCAGUUUCUAGCACUGAAAGGAUUGAAUUUACAGCAUCACAUUUUUAUAAUGCAGAGGCUUGGAAAGUGUAUAACUCUGUUUACAAGGAUGGGCCGAUCAAAACAGAGAGGAAUGUUAAUCUUCAGAAGCUUCAAGACACCGCAGGACAAGCUCUAGUGAACUACAUCAAAGCUCAUCAUUGGCUUUAUUUCACUAAACUCAGCAAAUGCUUUUAUUGUCCGGAUAUGAUUAGCUAUUUCUAUGCUAAUAUCCGUGAAGUUCAUGACUUCCACUUCAUUGUAUCUUUGUUUGGAGUUAAUUAUACAGUUAAUGAACAGGAUAUUGCAUCCAUUCUUGACCUUCCGGAAAAUUGUCAAUUAUCGGGACAUACUUUGCCUUCGACAGUUAGUGGACUUAAUUUUUCCAAGAUUGUUCCGAAGAUCUGUGAACCGAAUUCUUCUGUGAAUCAAGAUACGAUACCAGCUCGAUUUCUGACAGAUAAAGCCGCAUUCUUUAACUUGUUUGCUAUGGCAAAUUUGGGCUACUUUGGGAAGAAGGAUGAAUUGUCGCUGGAGUGGGCACAAGUAUUGUAUUUCCUCCAGAUCCGUCUCUUCAAGCUGAAGAUGAAGGAGAUGAUGAAGAUGAGGCUGAGUAUACAGAUGAGGAUGAGGAGGAUGAGGAUGCAGCAGAGAGUGGUGACGAGGAUGAAGAAAAAAGUGAUGAAGACUAGGGAUGAUGUUUCUUAGUGAUGAAGACUAGGGAUGAUGUUUCUUAUCUCUGAGUUGUUAAGGGGACAUGGUGCUGCUUUUAUUUUAUUACUAAUCAUGCAUCAUGACAUCAUGUUUUGUUUAAUUAUUGCAUAACUUGUUUCUGAUUUUGGAUAUUCCUGGAAUAUGCUUUCAUAGACUUUAUUAUGCUUAUCUGAAUUGUGCUUUAAUUGACUUCUUUGAAUUGGAAUUUACUGUUUUAGUUUUCUUUUCACUCCUUUGUCAAUUUGUUACAAAAAGAGGGAGUCCACCUGUCAAUAUGAGGGGGAGAUAAAAUAAGGGAAGAAAUAAUUGGAUAUUUACUUCAGGGGGAGUUUUUUUUUUUUUUUUUUUUAUUAUUAAACUUCACUGGUAGUUGUUGCUUGAUAAUGUGCAGGAAACAGGUCAAGUUUUGAAUCCAAGAAGAACAGUGUUCAUAUUACCUUUAAGCAAAUCAUGUAAUUUAUUUUUUUGCUUGGGGUAGAUUGCAAAAAUUGUUUUUAGGGUUUUGUCACGAAAUUGCCAAAGGGGGAGAUUGUGAGAUAUUAUUUAUUUUUGGCAAUUAUCAUAGACAUAACAAGUCCAAGUUGAGUUGUAAUUUAAAUUACUUGUUCUACAAGUCAUCAAGUUCAACAGGGAUUCCGCAAACUGGGAAGGAGUUCAAACUUACUAUAUUUGAAAAGUUUGUAAAGAAAAUGGUAAGAACAUCAUUUCAAGAAGAAAGGUAUACAAGGUUGGAUAUUCUACACAUUCUAUGUUGGUCUACAAUUUCCGUAGAAUGAACCAAGGCUGAAGGAAUUCGAAAUCCAAGUCUGCCAACCUUGAACCUGUGAUGAUCCGGAUUUUUUUUAGUUUAAUUUAUCACUUUUAAUUGUCAAAGAUUGAUUAUUUUAUUAAA